Labeo rohita (rohu) is the source of this 1856-nucleotide messenger RNA. RefSeq names its product calnexin. NCBI's taxonomy places the organism in Eukaryota, Metazoa, Chordata, Actinopteri, Cypriniformes, Cyprinidae. The record is from RefSeq and is a predicted model, not a curated record. Gene Ontology annotation, biological process: protein folding. Gene Ontology annotation, molecular function: calcium ion binding. Bases 125 to 1333 code for a protein of 402 amino acids. Gene Ontology annotation, cellular component: endoplasmic reticulum; endoplasmic reticulum membrane. The transcript has 13 exons.
UACAGCCACAGGCACAGGGAUUCAAAAGGACACAGAUCAAAGUCCACGUUAAUAACCUUAAAAUACAGGAAGCUGAACGCUGGCGUUAGCAAAUCAAGACACAGAUACAGACACAGAUACAGAUAUGAUGCGCUGUGUGCGUGUGCUCGUGGGCUUCUGUCUGUGUUUGUGCCACAGCAGCGAAGCACAGAGCGCGUACAGACGCGUCGCGAUUCCAGAACAGGCUUAUUUUGCUGAGCCGUUUGACGGAGCGCUGGACAGAAACUGGGUUUUGUCCAAAGCAGUGAAAGAUGACCAGCUGCAACUUCUCAGAUAUAAUGGGGAGUGGGUUAUAGAGGACUCUAGAGAACCGAAAUUGCAGGGAAACCGAGGCCUGGUCCUCAAGUCUCCUGGAAAACACCACGCCAUAUCCGCGUACCUGCGCAAGAUCUAUCACUUCACAGACAAACCUCUGUGCUUACAGUAUGAAGUUUUCUUCCGAAAGGGUGUUGAUUGUGGUGGAGCCUACCUCAAGUUGCUUUCUCAUUCAGAUGAUCUCCGUUUGAGCCAGUUCAGUGACGCCACCCCGUACACCAUUAUGUUUGGUCCAGAUAAGUGCGGCAGCUCACACAAAAUUCAUUUCAUCUUUCGCCAUCGUAAUCCAGUCACAGGGGCGUAUGAGGAGAAACACGCUCGACAACCGGAGGUAGAUCUCACUGACUAUUUUACUGACCAGCGUCCGCAUCUCUACACUCUGAACGUGUAUCCUGACUACACGUUUGAGAUCCUCGUUGACCUGACACUGAUUAAUAAGGGCAGUCUGUUGGAGGACAUGGACUCACCAGUGUCGUCUCCUCAUGAAACACAAGAACAUGCUGACCAAAAGUCACCAAAACAUGGAAGGUCAGAUGGUCCGUUCACCAUGAGCCCCGUUUCUGCCGUGGGUUUUGAGCUGUUGUCCCUCACUGGAGACGUGAUGUUCGACAACAUCUUAGUCUCUGACAGUCUGGAAGUAGCCAGGCGCUGGACAGAAGACACGUGGGGCCAGAGAAAGACCCCUGGAAUGAUUGAAAAGCUGCUGAUAGCGACGGUCAAGCGUCCGUGGCUCUGGGGCGUUUAUGUCGUCACUGUGGGCCUUCCCAUCAUCCUCUUUAUCAGCCUCAUGUGGCCUGACAAGCGGUUCGGUCCACCAGAUCAGGAUUAUUACUAUAAGAAGACAGACGAGCCUCAGCCGGACCGGCGUCAGAACCGUGAGGAACACGUCACUCCUGCUGAAGGUGUGAAUCGAACAGCAGCGGAAGCUGAAAGCAGAGCCACCAGGAGAGUUCAGAGAAACACAGACGUGACUAGUUAACUGUCUCAGAGUCAGUUGCACCUUCAGCAGUGAGUGGAUCAAUAUUCUGUCAUCCUGAACAGUGUGAACUGCUCAUGUUGAUGCUCAUAUCUGUGCAGGUUUACAUUCAUCACUUGUGAAAGAGCAAACAUAUUACCACUGUAGCUUGUUCAUGGAAUGCUGUAACUAAUAUUUUCAUUACAUAUUCAUUUGAAGCAGUGUCUUUUUCCCAUAUGAAUAUAAAUUUCAUUUUUAAUGUAAAAAAAAAAAAAUAUGUAUCAUUGCACUGAAUGUUUCCUGUUGAUAUAUAACAUACAUGUAGCAAUGCUUUUCAGCAUAGAUUUAAUCAUCACUUCAUGCACUUGUGCUUUAUACUAAGUUCUAAGAGCAAAAUAACAUUUUUAAAAACUUUUUAAAUAAGGAUUUUCAAGAAUGACAAAAUUAUGAAAAAAAGAGGCACUGAUGAAACAUGUUUUAAGAAUGCAUGAGAAAAGAAUGCAUGGAACUAGAAUAAAAUGGGUUAUAUCUAAAAGCAGAGGCUCUG